Messenger RNA from Camellia sinensis, 478 nucleotides. RefSeq names its product small ribosomal subunit protein uS9-like. Gene Ontology annotation, cellular component: ribosome; cytosolic small ribosomal subunit. The record is from RefSeq and is a predicted model, not a curated record. Gene Ontology annotation, molecular function: structural constituent of ribosome; RNA binding. NCBI's taxonomy places the organism in Eukaryota, Viridiplantae, Streptophyta, Magnoliopsida, Ericales, Theaceae. Gene Ontology annotation, biological process: maturation of SSU-rRNA from tricistronic rRNA transcript (SSU-rRNA, 5.8S rRNA, LSU-rRNA); translation.
CCAAUCUCUCUAACAAUGGCAGCUCCUCCGGUAGAGUCGGUCCAGUGCUUCGGCCGAAAGAAGACCGCCGUGGCCGUCACCUACUGCAGGCGUGGCCGUGGCCUGAUCAAGAUCAACGGCUGCCCCAUCGAGCUGGUGGAGCCUGAGAUCCUCCGCUACAAGGCCUACGAGCCCAUCCUCCUCCUCGGCCGCCAACGCUUCGCCGGCGUCGACAUGCGCAUCCGCGUUAAGGGCGGUGGCCACACCUCCCAGAUCUACGCCAUCCGCCAGAGCAUCGCCAAAGCACUCGUCGCUUUCUACCAGAAGUAUGUUGAUGAGCAGUCGAAGAAGGAGAUCAAGGACAUUCUCGUCAGGUACGAUCGUACUCUCCUCGUCGCCGAUCCUAGGCGCUGCGAGCCCAAGAAGUUUGGUGGUCGCGGUGCUCGUGCUAGGUUCCAGAAGUCUUACCGUUAAAAGACCAAUAUAUCAUCACUAUGUU